AAGCCUCGCGGCUGGAGCUUCGGGAUCCGGCACUCGGACUUCCUGGCUCCGAUGGUGACCCAAGCGGAUAACUGACCCGCCCCGCGGGCGCAGUUCCCCAAUGUCACUAAAAGCUCCAGCGCAGCUGCGUGUCCGCCUCUCUGCCCGCGGCGAUGGCGGCUCCAGGACCCGCGGUCCCGCGUGGUUUCCUCCCCGGGGGCGGGAGCGGCGGCGCCCCUGACCCGCUGCCGGAGCCGAAACCGCUCCUGGAGCUGAUCCGCCUGAAGCGCGACGGAGGCCGCCUGGGCGAGGCGGACGUCAGGGCCUUCGUGGGCGCCGUGGCGGACGGGAGCGCACAGGGCGCGCAGAUAGGUGCCAUGCUCAUGGCCAUCCGACUGCGGGGCAUGGACAUGGAGGAGACGGCAGCGCUGACCAGGGCCUUGGCCGAGUCCGGGCAGCAGCUGGAGUGGCCAGAGGCCUGGCAGGGGCAGCUCGUGGACAAACAUUCCACAGGGGGCGUGGGUGACAAGGUCAGCCUGGUCCUGGCACCUGCCCUGGCUGCCUGUGGCUGCAAGGUUAGAAGCCCAUCUCUCCAAACUGGAACCACUGACCCAAGAAAGCCAGCAGUCCAGUCCCCCACUCGGCAGCUCUCACCUGGGCUAGCCCAGGCAGAACCACCAAAGGUGCCAAUGAUUAGUGGACGCGGCCUGGGGCACACGGGGGGCACCUUGGAUAAGCUGGAGUCUAUCCCUGGAUUCACUGUCAUCCAGAGCCCAGAGCAGAUGAGAAAGCUGCUGGAGCAAGUGGGCUGCUGUAUCGUGGGCCAAAGUGAGAAGCUGGUUCCUGCGGACGGAAUCCUUUACGCAGCCAGAGACGUGACAGCCACCGUAGAUAGCCUUCCCCUCAUCACAGCCUCCAUCCUCAGUAAGAAGGCCGUGGAGGGACUCUCGGCUCUGGUAGUGGAUGUGAAGUUCGGAGAGGCCGCGGUUCUCCCCAGCCAGGCACAAGCCCGGGAGCUGGCUGCGGCACUGGUGGGGGUUGGGGCGGGCCUUGGGCUUCGGGUCGCGGCCGCCCUGACCGCCAUGGACACCCCCGUGGGCCGCAGCGUGGGCCACGCCCUGGAGGUGGAGGAGGCGCUGCUCUGCCUGGACGGCGCGGGCCCCCCGGACCUGCGGGACCUGGUCACCAGGCUGGGUGAGGGGACGCAAGAAAGGAGGAGCCUGGGCAGCGCCCCCCCCCCCGCCGGGAGCCCCCACCCCGUGGCUCUAAGCCUUGCCCGCCGCCAGGGGGCGCCCUGCUCUGGCUCAACCGACAGGCGGAGGCCCAGGCCGAGGGCGCCGCCCGGGUGGCCGCGGCGCUGGACGACGGCUCGGCCCGGGGCCGCUUCGAGCGGAUGCUCGCGGCGCAGGGCGUGGACCCGGGCCUCGCUCGCGCCCUGUGCUCCGGGUCCCCGGCGCGGCGCCGGGAGCUGCUGCCACGCGCCCGGGAGCGGGAGGAGCUGCGCGCGCCCGCCGACGGUGAGCGCCGGGGGGUCGUCCGCCGCCCGCCCCGCGCCCUGCCCCGCGCCCGCCCCCAGCCCCGCGCUCGCGCCCUCUCCCCGCAGGCACCGUGGAGCACAUCCGGGCACUGCCGCUGGCGCUGGUGCUGCGCGAGCUCGGGGCCGGGCGCAGCCGCGCCGGGGAGCCGAUCCGGCCGGGAGUGGGCGCCGAGCUGCUGGUGGGCGUGGGCCAGAGGCUGCGCUGCGGUGCGCCCUGGCUCCGCGUGCACCGGGACGGCCCCGCGCUCAGCGGCCCUCAGCGCCGCGUCCUACAGGGGGCGCUCGUGCUCUCGGACCGCGCGCCCUUCGCUGCCCCCUCGCUCUUCGCGGAGCUCGUCCUGCCGCCCGCGCAUGGACCGACGGACACGCAGAAAUAAAGCCCGAAAGCUGGAAACCGUGUCCACUUCCUUGCGCCGGGGGUCCCGGGCACACUGCUGGAAAGAGGGGCGGGGGAGGUCUUUCCCUUCCGGACCGCCACAUUUUGCGCACGCGCACUGCUGAGCCCAGCCCGUGCCACGCCUGCCUGCCCUGGCGCGUGCGCGGCGCCGCUGGCGCGUGCGCUCUGGUGUCGAGCGUGGCGGCGGCUGCAGUGCGGCCGCUUGGCCCGGCGGUGAGGUUGGUGGUGCUCGGGCGUCUCUAGCUGCGGUCCAGGCCGUGUCCGACACGCGGCACCGACGUCGGGCCCCGCGGUGGGUCGGAGACUCCGCAAGGGCGCCGGGGGGUGGCGCGGGGACCCCCCACGUCCUGACCCGUUCGGGCCCUGGGCGGGAGCGCGGUGCUGGCCGGUGCGAGCGACGGGCCCAGCCGGGCAGGCCCGCGCAACCCUCCUCCGGCUCCCGACACCUGCGCUCUCUUCCAGGCGCG
Choloepus didactylus (southern two-toed sloth) is the source of this 2380-nucleotide messenger RNA. It is a transcript of the gene TYMP, whose product is annotated as thymidine phosphorylase. Gene Ontology annotation, biological process: pyrimidine nucleoside metabolic process; pyrimidine nucleobase metabolic process. Gene Ontology annotation, molecular function: 1,4-alpha-oligoglucan phosphorylase activity; pyrimidine-nucleoside phosphorylase activity. Gene Ontology annotation, cellular component: cytosol. Bases 153 to 2156 code for a protein of 667 amino acids. The record is from RefSeq and is a predicted model, not a curated record. NCBI's taxonomy places the organism in Eukaryota, Metazoa, Chordata, Mammalia, Pilosa, Megalonychidae. The transcript has 8 exons.